AUGGACUUAGAUGGAGAAGAUACCAGUAAUAAUUUGGUAGUAGUUGCUGGAGGUAGUGAAGAAGCAUUUGAUAAUGAAGUAUUUGAUAGAGAGAUAGUUGAUGAAGAAAUGUUUAAAAUGGUUGAUGAAAGGAUGCUUAAAAAAAUUAAUAAAAUGGUUGAUGAUAAAGGGUGGAUUGAUUAA
Molecule: messenger RNA, 183 nt
Organism: Cetraspora pellucida
Lineage: Eukaryota; Fungi; Glomeromycota; Glomeromycetes; Diversisporales; Gigasporaceae
Source: the annotation of a GenBank genome assembly